AGUCUUGCAUUUCCGUCAAAGUAACCGUCAACUAACCGUCAAAAGAACUUAAUUUUCUGUUACUUUAUACUUUAAUAAAUGGGUGACUAUCAAGAUUUCUUAAAAUGCGUAACAGAUUUUUCAAUAUCUUUGCACGAUGACAACACGGUAAACGAAAUAGAAGAAUUUUUUUUUCGAAAAGAAAAAGAGCUGGAUACUUUGUUAGGUACCGGUUAUCUUCCAGAACAAAGGGUUAAGGUUAAAAAAGAACGAAUUACUAAUGUGAGAAAAGAACCUAACGCUGAGGAAUUUAAAGAAAAUAGCGUGAAUCUAAACAUAAUUCCUGAAGAAAAGGGAAGUACUCGUUGUACACGAUCUAAAGCCUUAAAAGAUGGCCAAAAUGAGCUUAAUAUUAAAGUGGAAAAAAUUAAAGAGGAAAAGAUAUCAGAUGUUUCUACAAAAGCAAUGCCUCCACCUCAACAACCCCUUCGAAAAGGAAGAACUAAAAAGGUUCCUACUAGCAAAGUAAAAUCUGAAAGGGAAUCUGAUGUUAUAAUUCAAUUACCACAUAUAAGUCUGAUUUCUUUAACUGAUAGUGAUGAUGAAGAAGAGAAACCUGCAAGUCGUACAAAAACAAAAGUGUUAGUGGCAAAGAAUAUGGAAGAAAUGAAUGCUACAAAAACUGUAAAAGAUGAUCCAAAGAAAAAGGAGAUGAUAAAAAAGAAAAAAUCUCUUGAAUUACCUGAUGAAACGUUUUCUAAAGACGAAUUAAAAACUGCUACAAGUAAUAAAACUGUCAAUUUAGAUGAUAUUGAGAAGACACCUGUCAGAAGCACACGUACAAAAACUCGCGCAAUGGCAGCAAAAUCAAUGAGACAAGUACAAUGUAAUGUUACAACCGUUAUAUCAGAAAAAGAACCAUCAAAAAGAUCUCGAAGUCCUUUGGCAGAGACUAAUGAUAAUAAACGUAAAAAAUCCAUUGAAGUUAAUGAUGUUGUAAAUGAAACUUAUAUAAAAACUCCUCAGAAACCUGUAUCAACUGUAAAUGAAACAAUAAUAAUUUCAAAAGAACAAAGAAUGAUUGUCACCACUCCAUUAAACAAGCAAGUACCUGUAGAUGAUUUAUUAACAGAUGAUGAAGAUGUUGGAAUACACAUCAAAACAAAAAAGACUACUACUAAGAAACCAAUAUUUAGUCAAUACGAAACAAGUCCUGUUAAAAAACGUGUGGAAGCUUUUGAAAAAUUGGGUGCAGAAAUUGCAGCGCAAACGCAGUCAACAUCAAGGAAAAACAACAUAAAAGAAAAUUCAAUAAAACCUUCAUAUACUAUUAAAUCAAAACAGAUUACACCUCUUAAAAGUGGUAUACCAACUUAUACAAAUGGUCCAUUAAGUUCUUCUAAAAUGCAAACAGCGUCAAAAUCGGCUUUAAAAAAUACUUUACCACCAAAAACAAUCAGCAAUUUAAAAGCAUCCCAACAGGAAUACAUAGAAAGAGAAGCGAGACGUCGAGAGAAAGAACAAGAAGCAUUACGUAAAAAAGAAGCAUUGUUACAAGCAAAACAAGAAGAGAUUAAACGCAAAAAUGAAGAGAAACAAUUAAAACUAGCCCAUUUAAAAGCCAAGCAAGAAGCUGAAGAAAUGGAAAGGAUAAAAGAACAACAGAAACAAGCAAAAGCUGAAAAAUAUUCUCACAAAAAACAGCCACAAAAGAAAAUGGAACGACCCCUUUAUAUGGAUGUGACAGCACCACUGUUGCCACUAGAUGAUUGUUUUGAUAGUGAUGAUGAGAGACAAGAAAAACAAGAAAGAGUUGAGCGCCCCGGUUGGACUAGAACGCGACAGUUACUGCCUUCGUUGAUGAGAGUUACUUAUGCUGGAAUGGAUUUUACAAACACAUUUUUCAUGCGAAAAGCGACCACUCCAAAUUUGGAAGAUCUUUUUGGUCCAAUGAAUUCGAAUAAGUUGAAGCGGACAUCGAGCGCUAUUUGGACCAAACCGCCAAGAUUUACACUUAUACCAAUACCACAACACGAUGAGGAAGAUGGGGAUGAAAUUUAAUAAUUAAUCGCAUUUUCAUUUUAUUACUUUCAAAAAAUAUUUGUUAUAUUUCAUUUUCAAAAAAUGCAUUUUUAAAAUAUAUUUAAUUAUUUAACCCUAAUGGUUUUGUAUGUUCAUUUUUAUACAUGUGUAUUAUUAACAAAAAUUUAAAUUACAAAUAAAGUUUAAUCUCUACAG
Onthophagus taurus is the source of this 2217-nucleotide messenger RNA. RefSeq names its product fibrinogen- and Ig-binding protein-like. The record is from RefSeq and is a predicted model, not a curated record. Lineage: Eukaryota; Metazoa; Arthropoda; Insecta; Coleoptera; Scarabaeidae.